Molecule: messenger RNA, 2554 nt
Organism: Odocoileus virginianus texanus
Lineage: Eukaryota; Metazoa; Chordata; Mammalia; Artiodactyla; Cervidae
Source: RefSeq, a predicted model, not a curated record
AUGAAAGCGCAGAAAGUAAGACAGAAGUGUCUUAUUGAGAGAGUGAAUGACGGCGGGUGGUGCUGGAGGCGGUUCCCGGCCACUUGUGCACGGCCCGCCCCGCCCUCCCUCGCGCACCCGGAGAGGAGCCGCAGUGCGCCUCGCCGGGGCGCCCCUAGCCUCUCCCGGGCCGCGAGAAGCCCCCGCCGCAGUUGCCCGGCGUCCCCUUCCCGCCCGCGAGGACCUAGCCUCAGGAGGAGCCGAGGCCCGGAGCGGCGGACCGCAGCGGAGGUGGUGGCCCCGGGGCGCCCGGGGUUCCGCACCCUCCCAAGGGGGCGCAGCAGGAGGCACGGAAGAAGGAGGCCCCCCGCGAAGAUGCUGCAGCCCUGGGCUCUGGCGCUCCCACUUCUGCUCUCCUGGGUGGCAGGUGGAGUAGGGAAGGCAACCAGGCACCCGUGGGCAUGUGUAUCUGUGCGCGUUGAGCCGGAAUUCAAAGAGGAUGUCAGGCUGGGUGCGCCUAUGGACUCCCCCGUGCGCCCCUCUGGCGGGCUUCGCAGCACCUCCUUGGCAUCAGCUGUGCCCCACCUGGCUGCGUCCUUAGGAGGAGGGAGACGUGCGCGGACCCACCAGUGCGUUCGGACUCGGUGGGCAGCAGACAUCCACCGUUGGGCCGGCGUGUGUGUCUGUCUGUGGGUGGCUGUGUUCCGUGCUUUGUAUCGAGAUUCCAGUUUGUUCGGUGGCCCCCAGGUGGCCAGUGGGGCAGGGGGCAGCGUUCUUGUCUGGGACAAAGCCAGACUCCCUGGGGGCCGGGGAGUCACUCGAACGGAUCACGAAUUGUUGGCAUCAUCACUCCAGCCUGGUGUCUGUCGCUAUGGAACCAUACUGGCCUGCUGCUAUGGCUGGAGAAGGAGCAGCAAGGGAGUCUGUGAAGCUAUGUGUGAACCUGGAUGCAAGUUCGGUGAGUGUGUGGGACCAAACAAAUGUAGAUGCUUUCCAGGAUACACCGGGAAAACCUGCAGUCAAGAUGUGAAUGAGUGUGGAUUCAAACCCCGGCCGUGCCAACACAGAUGUGUGAAUACACACGGUAGCUACAAGUGCUUUUGCCCCAGCGGCCACAUGCUCCUGCCGGACGCCACAUGUUCCAACUCUAGGACGUGUGCCAUGAUCAACUGCCAGUACAGCUGUAAAGACACGGAAGAGGGGCCGCGCUGUCUGUGUCCCUCCCCAGGCCUCCGCUUGGCCCCCAAUGGAAGAGCUUGUCUAGACAUCGAUGAAUGUGUCUCUGAUAAAGCCUUCUGCCCCUACAAUCGAAGAUGUGUGAACACAUUUGGAAGCUACUAUUGCAAAUGUCAUGUUGGUUUUGAACUGAAAUAUAUCAAUGGCUGGUACGACUGUGUAGAUAUAAACGAAUGCGCUGCGAAUACACACACAUGCAGCCUCCAUGCCAACUGCCUCAAUACCCAGGGAUCCUUCAAAUGCAAGUGCAACCAGGGGUAUAAAGGCAGCGGACUGCAGUGUGCCCUUAUCCCCGAAAAUUCUGUGAAAGAAUUCCUCAGAGCACCCGGUACCAUCAAGGACAGAAUUAAGAAGUUGCUUGCUCACAAGAAUAGCAUGAGAAAGAAGGUAAAAAUGAAAAACAUUGAAGGAUCCAGAGGGACUCCCACCCCAAAGGUUGACUUGGAGCCCUUCAGUUCUGAAGACAAUGUUUCCAGAGAUGGGAACCCUCAUGGAGAAAAAAAGAGGAAUGAACACAGAAAGAAAGAAAAACUGGAGGAUGAGAAAAGAGAUGAGAACCAUGUGGAGCAGGAGCAAAGCCUUCGUGGAGAUGUGUUUUCCCCUAAGGUGAAUGAAGCGGGUGAAGUUGAUCUGGUUCUGGUCCAAAGAAAAACUACAUCAUCCCACCUGAAACACAAAGAUUUAAAUAUCUCAGUUGACUGCACCUUUGACCAUGGCGUCUGUGACUGGAAACAGGACGUAGAAGAUGAUUUCGACUGGAAUCCUGCGGACCGAGAUAAUGCUGUUGGCUACUAUAUGGCUGUUUCGGCCCUGACAGGUCAGAAGAAGGACAUCGGCCGUUUGAAACUUCUCCUCCCCAACCUGCAACCCCACAGCAACUUCUGUUUGCUCUUUCAUUACCGGCUGGCUGGAAACAAAGUAGGGAAGCUUAGAGUGUUUGCAAAAAAUAGUAACAGUGCCCUGGCCUGGGAGAAAACCAGGAGCACCAAUGAACAGUGGAAGAUGGGGAAAAUUCAGCUGUAUCAUGGAACUGAUACUCCCAAAAGCAUCAUUUUUGAAGCUGAACGUGGCAAGGGCAAGACUGGAGAAAUUGCAGUGGACGGUGUCUUGCUGGUUUCAGGCUUAUGUCCAGAUGGCCUUUUAUCUGUGGAUGGUUGAAUGUUACUGUUAUCUUUUAUAUCUUUAUAUUUGACUUUUUAUGUCAAUUCUCUGUUUUUUUAUCAUAGAUUCCCCCCCCCCAUUUUAGAAAUACAGACUGAAAAAUUGUGGUGUACAAACAGACUCAUUAUUGUAAGAUGCCUUUCUUGUAUACAAUAUACUGAUAUUUGCUUUAAAUAUA